UUCUCAACAGCUCGGAGUUUUGUUAUUCGCGGACUUCAUAGCCGUGAAUACCAUAUAUGAGAUAGAGGCUUUGAUCACUACACAAAAUCCCGCCGAUGACCGCACCGCCCUGGGACGUGCUCAGGUUCACACCGUUGACAAGGAAGUCCCCAUCGUCUCAGUCAAGUGUGUUGGAAACAAUAUGUGUCGACCAUUCAGAGACGGUAUGUACGUGAAUCCAUCGUACCGUGGGGCGUUCGCUAGCCAGUGUGUGGAGAACUGCCACGCCCCGGUCACCUACAGAUGGCAGCUGACGGACGAAGCAGGACACCCGUAUCCCUACACUGUCGACUACCUACCUGUGGGUCACAAGUACAAAGAGGUAACGGUGUCCACAUUAUUUUACGAGGAACAGCUAAGGGAUAACACGAUGCACUUCACAGCUCAGGUGACAAACGGGCAGGGCAAGACAGGAGCGUCGACGUUCUUCAUGAAAAAGAACCGACCACCAGAGGGAGGCUCGUGCUCGCUCGCCUCGCCAUCUAAACGUCGAGCCGUUGGAUAUCUUCACCCUCACCUGUCGGGGCUGGGUCGAUCCCGAAGGUGUUGGCAUCGCUUAUUACUUCAUUACCUUGUACCCCCCAGGAGAGCCGUCUAUCCUCCUGGUCACACACCUGCCAAACUUGGGGGAUCAAGUGAAUCCUCUUGUGCUCCCCCCUGGCACCUACGAGCUCAAGGUGACCAUCACGGAUAAGUGGGACAGCUUUACCAUAGUUACCGUCGUAUCUAAUUUGACGGUUGUACAGCCGACCCUGGAGGAGUUGGAGGAGGCGGACGUUGACGACACUAUAAACCAACUGACGGGUGCCUGCAGCUCGGAGAUGUUGACGAUGGUGGUGACGGCUCGGAAUAUUCUUACCUUCCAACCCGGGUAUAUUAAGGUGAAGGGCGUAAGCAAGGUUGAGCAAGAUAAGGCACUAAAGAAACUGUCAGAUCAGGUCAACACAGCAGUACAGUCAAUCAGCAGCAACACAGACUUCACUCGCUUCCCCGCCAUUGACGUAGCCGCCAACAGUAUCGCCAAGCUGCUGGAGGACUGUACCUCUGACCUGGACCUUUCCCGCAGUGUGGAUAUGGACGCUAAAGAUUCCGUCCUGAGUUCUGUGCAGAGGAUGGUGGCAGAGGUAGAGGAUGAACCUAUAAUAGCACCAGGUCAGUUACAGAGGUUCGGUGACAACGUGGCCAGCAUCGUCAGUAACCUUAUGUUGAAUAUCGGUGAGAUUAUCGCAGACGAGGACUGCAGCAGCGCCCCUCCCGGUGACCUGGCCAACUCAGAUACUAUACCCUUUGACACAGACAUCGGCACAGACAUCCACAUGGAAGUGCCGUCAAGCAUGCUCAAGAUAGUGUCCUGCAACAUACGGGACGUGACAAAGGCGAGGGCGGCGGAACAGCUGCCCGUGAUGGAGGGAGUGUUUGACAGUGUACUUAAGACCAUGCUGAAGAAUAGCGUGACUGGGGAGGUUAAUGAGCUGGACGGUCGUAAUGGUCUCUUGGCUAAAGCUGCCCGAACGCAGCUGAACGGGACGAGUAUGGAGAUCGAGUUAGGAGGGAACGGGGCAGCCAUCGUCCUCCCUGAAGAUUUCUGCCCCAUCGACUACUGUAACGGCACUUUCACCUACACCGCCACCCUCUGGCCUUACAUCACUCACUCGUACCCGAACAGCGUGCAUAACCUGGCCCGAGGCACGAAGGUCCUAGACAUGGACAUUAUGAACGAAGCUCUGGAGAUAGUUGAUAUUAAGGAUCUACCCAGCCCCAUCAGGAUCACCAUCCCCAGGACUAUAGACAGGAUGGGCGUCCAGAAACUACCAGAACCGAUGGUUGUUAAUGGCAGCUCGACCUCCGGGAAGGUUAUUCCUAUAACCUACGUCCUAUUUAAUAUUACCAGGAACUACUCAUCAGUGAAUAUAGAGAUCACGCCGAGUGAGGAGGACCAUCGUAUGUUCCUGCUUAUCGGCAACUCCUUUAUGCCAUCACUCAUUAACCACAGCUUGUUCAUCAUGGUUAAAGAUAUUCCCAUCAGGCGCAAUGACACAUACGACUGGUUCCUGGAGACGUCGGAGGUGAGUGACCUAGGCUCGUACUACCUGGGCAUCGGGGAUUUCAAGCCGGUAUUCGACAUGGCCAGGAUGGAGGAUCCCGCCGCCAACAACGUCACCUUGAAGGACGUCCAGCUGUUACCCUUUGACUACUCCGUCAGGGUGUUGACCUCUGGCUGCUACUACUUCAGUUCGGAGAAGAAAAAAUGGGAGGGUGAUAGUAAUGUAAAGGUGAUUUACUCAGACCACAAGCUCACCAACUGCGAGACCAACCACCUGACGAGCUUCGGGUCGGGGAUGUUCGUCAUGCCCAACACUAUCGACUUCAACUACGUGUUCGCCAAUAUGGCCUUUGACGACAACCUGACCAUCUACCUCACCCUCAUCAUCUCCCUCUCCCUCUUCCUCAUUCUCCUCGUGUGGGCCAGAAUCAAUGACAAGAAGGACGUAACAAAGCUGGGCGUGUCACCGCUGCCAGACAACAAAGUGGAAGACAAGUACCUGUACGAGAUGUUGGUCUUCACCGGCAACAAGAAGGAGGCGCAGACGGACUCUAACGUGAGCUUCAUCCUGACGGGGGAAAACGAGGACACCCCCGUCAGGUGUCUCGCCGACGACCAGCAGAGGAAGGUGUUCAGGAAGGCCAGUGUCGACGUUUUCCUCUUGGCCGUGCCCAGACCACUGGGGCCUCUGCUGUACUUACGUGUCUGGCAUGACAACAGUGGUAAGGGACCCAACGCCUCCUGGUACCUGAGUUACAUCGUGUUGAGGGACGUACAGACGGGCGACAAGUACCAGUUUAUUGCUAAUGACUGGCUGGGUGUGGAGUGGAGUGACGGCCAGAUCGAGCGCAUGUUACCAGUAGCCAGUGGUGACCAGAAGAAGCAGUUCCGUCACCUCUUCGACACGGCCUCCAACAAGAACCUGACGGACAGCCACCUAUGGUUCUCCGUCUUCCUCAGGCCACCACGGUCUCGGUUCACCAGGUGUCAGCGUGUAGGGUCAUGCUUCGCCCUCCUGUUCCUCUCCAUGCUGGUCAACGCCAUGUGGUACGAGCGUGUCCCUGAACAACCCGGAGCAGGAGGUCUUAAAUUAGGGCCCUUCAGUCUUAGCAUUGAGCAGAUGGGUGUGGGAAUGGUGAGUAACAUCAUCGUGUUCCUGCCGUCUGUCCUCAUCGUAUUCAUCUUCAGGAAGUCCCGACCCAGGAGACUUCGCAAGUCCCGCAUAGAACUGGCGCUCUCCAGAACCCGUGAGAAGGCCCAACACCUCGCUACUGAAGAGAAGAAGGACCUGGAGAAGAACCAGCUAGACCAAGCACGCACAUCAGACUCAAAAGGCUCCUCCAAAAUCAUCGAGAAAAAGGAGAAGAAGAAAAAGUUCACAUUACCUUGGUGGUUCGCCCUGGUAGCUUGGCUCUUAGUUGUGGCCUGUAUCGCGGUGUCUUGCUUCUUCCUCCUCAUGUACGGCGUCAUGUUCGGCAACUCUAAGGCUACCAAGUGGAUCACCUCCCUCGUCAUCUCCUUCUUCACCUCCAUCCUCUUCGUCGAGCCCCUCAAGGUCUUCAUCCUGGCCAUGUUGAUGAGCGCCAUCUUCAAGUCUCCUAACCUGGACGAGGAUGAUGUCGAGGAAGAUGAGGAGGAUCCCAGACUACAGCAGGACGAGGCUUGGCUCCACCCCCACCCUGGGAGAGACAAGAGGAAGCUGGAGAGACCGUCAAUCCUGGAUGAGGAGAGACUCAACAUAGUGAGGGAGAGACGGAAGAAGGAGGUGGAGAUGCAUUCUAUUCUGAUGGAGAUUAUGUCUUAUAGUAUUUUCAUCUGGAUCGUGUUGAUUCUCUCUCACGGUAACAGGGACCCCAACGCCUACUUCCUGCAGCGGACACUGAGGGAAGCCUUCGUGAACGAGGGAGCAAAAGAUGGGACUGACUUUCUUAAGGUGACCAACGCAGACAUGUUCUGGAACUACCUCCAUAAGGGUUUUCUACACCGUCUCCGUGCAGACGUUCUGUACAACGGCAAACCUCCUUACUUACUACGAGGCUUCCUGGGUGACCACAACAACAGGAUUAUGGGAUAUGCUAUCAUAAGACAGAUAAGAGUGAUGAACGCGUCUUGCAGAGUGGCAUCGUGGUUCCGUAAGAUAGAUUUAAAGUGUAGCGGGUACUCGGGUAUUUCCUUAGAGGACAACCGCCACUACUGCCUGGGCUGGGCCUCCCCUGCACCCCUCACAGCCAACACCUCCGACUGUCGCCAUCCUCAGUUCAGGUACACGUCAGCGGCACAGUUGGAGACGCUGCCAAUCUGGGGUCGUCAGGACUGGUAUGGUGGAGGCGGCUACAGUGUCUCUCUGAGGGGCAGCUCUGGUGACCUACAGAAGGAGUUUUCGUUCCUUCAGGCCAACCACUGGAUCGACUCCUUGACCAGAGCUGUUAUUGUCGAGUUCUCGUCUUAUAAUGCUAAUGUGAACCUGUUCGGUAUGUCACGGCUCAUGGUGGAAUUUACCCCAGGGGGCGGCAUCGACCCUACCUUCAGGUUUGAAGGGUUCCGUCUCCUCCAGCACCACGACAACUUCGGGGGCUUCACUAUCGCGUGUGAGAUACUGUUCAUUAUGUUCGUUGUCUACUACACCGUGAGGGAGAUGUACCUCUUCUGUAAGACGAAAUGGAGCUACUUCAACAACUACUGGUCCUACGCUGAGAUAGCUAUCAUCCUGGUCUCCUACGUGGCCAUCGUCGUCUAUACCCUCAGGUACUUGGCCACGAACAAGAUGCUGGCAGUGUUCCAUAAAACACUUGGGAACGGCUACGUCAACCUGCAGUACGCGGCGUCCCUUAACGAAGGAUACCUCUACCUUAUCUCCUUCAUCCUCUUCGUCGGCACCCUCAAGUUUAUUAAGCUCCUCAGGUUUAACAAGAGAAUGGGGGCGCUGUCGGCCACGUUGCGUCAUUGCUGGGAAGACCUGAAGGGGUUCUUGGUGGCUUUCUUCCUUAGCUUCUUCUCCUUCGUCGCGAUGUUCUACCUCCUCCUUAGUAGUCAGCUGGAAGACUUCUACAACUUUAUCUCCGCCGUCGAGACUUGCUUCAGUAUGAUGCUGGGUAAGUUCCAGUUCGAGGAGAUGAAGAAAGCGUCCCUCAUGGUGCCCAUCAUGUUCUUCGUCUUCGUGGUGUGUAACUCUUGGGUCAUCAUCAACCUGCUCCUCACCGUCAUCAUCACCUCCUUCGUCGAGAUAAAGCACAGCAUCAUGAAUCAACCCGGUGAGUACCAGAUGGUGGAUUUUGUGUGGAGUCGCUUCAAGGGGUUCCUGGGGUCUGGCGGUAAGGUGGACCCCGUCACUGUCACCACGGCUGCUGCCAUCGGCGAUCCUCUUACAGCUACAACCACGCCCACAACAAGCCAGGUCCAAGAACUACCGCAGAAAAUGGACAAGUUCCUCGAAUACAUCAACAACGUGUACUUUGAUGGUAGUCUCGACCUGAAGACUAAGGUGGGUCUCAGGUCCUCCUACUACUCGAAGUUCAGCAGGAUGAGUCGCACUUGGGGCAGGGAGGAAGGCGAGUCAAAUUGGGAUAGUGACGGAGGCGAAGGAAGGAGUUGUUAUAGAGAUGAGAAUUGAAAAUCUUGGACGACUUGAUGAAGCAGAGGAAUUCAGAGAUGAUGACCCUCCCGGUACCUGGGAUUGUCCUAACACUCACCAAGCAGCCAUGUAUCCUCCCUACUAACUAUAUGUAGGGCUGUGUAGAAGUAGUGUUGUGUGUUGUGAUGGUAAUGUAGACUACUGUAGUUUAUUAGUGACGUAAAUGUGAGCACUCUAUCAUGCUAGUUUAUUUAUUUAUCUAUGUUAACAUUAACAAGAUACAGUACCAGGAUAUUUUAACUUUUGCUGAUUAACGCCACGUGAUAAUAACUCUAGCAAGAUAAUUAACAUAAAAUUAUCACAUUAUUAAGAUAAUUAACACAGUAGACUUAAAUAAUAAAAUUAUAUUAUCGUUUACUUAGAUAAUAAUCACGUAAUUGUAUCAUUGUUACUAUAGUGUAUACAUUGUUACUAUAGUGUGUACAUUGUUACUAUAGUGUGUACAUUGUUACUAUAGUGUAUACAUUGUUACUACAGUAUGUGCUGGUUUAAGAAUAUUAAUAUUGUAUCUUUAAAGUAGUGUAUUGUUUAGUCUGUAGUCGUGUUAUUCUGAGAGGGGCGAUAUGUUGCUACCCUCUGUACAGUGUAAUGGAAGUCUCUCUCUCUCUCUCUCUCUCUCUCUCUCUCUCUCUCUCUCUCCAAACAUACUGUACAGAGUAUACCCAUUUCAGCUGUUGAUAUACUCAUAUUAUACUCCCCUGUGUGUGUAUAUUCCCCACCACUCACUUUACUGUCACACACUUAAGUGACUAUUAGUGUU
Molecule: messenger RNA, 6474 nt
Organism: Homarus americanus (American lobster)
Lineage: Eukaryota; Metazoa; Arthropoda; Malacostraca; Decapoda; Nephropidae
Product: polycystic kidney disease protein 1-like 2
Exons: 38
Coding region: 861-5693 (1610 amino acids)
Biological process (GO): detection of mechanical stimulus
Cellular component (GO): membrane
Molecular function (GO): protein binding; calcium channel activity; calcium ion binding
Source: RefSeq, a predicted model, not a curated record